This is a messenger RNA of Aegilops tauschii subsp. strangulata, 435 nucleotides long. RefSeq lists its product as uncharacterized. The record is from RefSeq and is a predicted model, not a curated record. Lineage: Eukaryota; Viridiplantae; Streptophyta; Magnoliopsida; Poales; Poaceae.
AUGGUCCUAGACAAGCUUCAAGAGCACCAACUGUACGCCAAAUUCAGCAAGUGCGAAUUUUGGCUGCGUGAAGUUGGAUUCUUGGGUCAUGUUCUGAUCAAAGAAGGAUUGUCGGUCGAUCCUGCCAAGAUUGAAGCCGUGACUGAAUGGCAAUCCCCAAGCAAUGUGAAGGAAGUCAGAAGCUUCCUCGGACUUGCAGGAUAUUACCACAAGUUCGUUGAAGGAUUCUCAAGCAUUGCCCGACCCAUGACCCAGCUCUUGAAGAAGGACAAGAAGUUUGAAUGGACGCCGAAGUGCGAAGAAAGCUUCCAGGAGCUGAAGAAGAGAUUGACCACCACCCCAGUUCUGGCCACACCUGAUAUUCACAAAGAAUUUGUGAUAUAUUGUGAUGCCUCACGAACCGGACUGGGGAGGUGUUCUGAUGCAAGAGGGUAG